Molecule: messenger RNA, 711 nt
Organism: Limulus polyphemus (Atlantic horseshoe crab)
Lineage: Eukaryota; Metazoa; Arthropoda; Merostomata; Xiphosura; Limulidae
Product: acyl carrier protein, mitochondrial-like
Exons: 5
Coding region: 58-543 (161 amino acids)
Biological process (GO): fatty acid biosynthetic process
Cellular component (GO): mitochondrion
Molecular function (GO): acyl carrier activity; acyl binding
Source: RefSeq, a predicted model, not a curated record
UCCCAUAUUUUUCCUUUAGAACUUCUCUCUAGAUUGGCAAGGGCAUCAUCGCUGAAGAUGGCAAUGAAUAAUGCAUCUAGAAUUAUUGGUGCAGGAUUAAAGAAUCAUUUAAAAUUUUCUAGUGUUAGAGUUUUUGCUCCAAGAAUUUCUAGUGUUGCAUUUUCUCAGUCGAAUAGUUUACAUGGAAAAAAGUGGAAACACAGUAUUCUUGCAGAAAGCUCGAUACUAUGUCGAACAAAUUUGGUUUCCCAGUCACUGGCUAGUGUUCGUAGCUUCAGCGAGAAACCUCCUUUGACUCUAGAAAUGAUUCGUGAUCGAGUUCUUCUAGUUUUAAAAUUGUAUGACAAAAUAGAUUCUGAAAAGUUGACUCUAGACUCCCAUUUUAUGACUGACAUGGGUCUGGAUAGUUUAGAUCAUGUGGAGGUUGUCAUGGCAAUGGAGGAUGAAUUUGGUUUUGAAAUCCCAGAUUCAGAUGCAGAACGACUGCUGAGGCCUAAUGAUAUUAUUAGAUAUGUAGCUGAUAAGGAAGAUGUAUAUGAAUAACCAUGGGGUGUGAAAAAAUCUAAUUUUCUUUAGCUGAGAGUUCCAGCUUCUAUGGAAACACUACUGGAAUAGAAAAUGAGUAAUGUCUGAAUUGAGUUAUUUCACUUUUAUUGUAGUUAUUUCAUUAUGAAUAAACUGAGAUAAUAAAAAAAAUUCUGUUCAAUGUAA